Molecule: messenger RNA, 1815 nt
Organism: Drosophila nasuta
Lineage: Eukaryota; Metazoa; Arthropoda; Insecta; Diptera; Drosophilidae
Gene: Alp5
Product: Alkaline phosphatase 5
Exons: 2
Coding region: 32-1606 (524 amino acids)
Biological process (GO): dephosphorylation
Molecular function (GO): alkaline phosphatase activity
Source: RefSeq, a predicted model, not a curated record
UGUUAGUCUUCGAUGACCAGUCUUUCGAGAGAUGUCGCUCCUGUCUAACGUCGUAGUCGUGAUCGCUGUGCAGCUGCUGCUCGGCAGCUUGGCUUGGUCGGCACCAGAAUGCAAGCACGGUGCGGAGUACUGCAAGGAUCGUCUUAUGCAUCCGGAUAUGCCAGAGCCGCUGCAAGGACGCAACGCGCCACGAAAAUAUGAGGGCGAUGACACCAAUGCCUAUUGGCGGGAGCAGGCCACGGAAUAUGUGAAGGAGAAGUUGGCCACACCACUGAAAGAGGGCAAGGCCAAGAAUGUGAUCAUGUUUCUGGGCGAUGGCAUGGGCAUAACCACCACCUCAGCAGCCCGUAAUUUGCUGGGUGGCGAGGAGAUGGUCCUCUCCUUUGAGCAGUUCGCACACACAGGCCUCUCGAAGACCUAUUCUGUGGACAAGAUCGUGCCCGACUCGGCGUGCACAGCGACCGCUUAUCUGUGCGGUGUCAAGGGACAGGAGGGCACCAUUGGCGUCAAUGGCGCUGUGCCGCGUACCGAUUGCACCGUCAUGCUGGACGAGGCGACGCACGUGGACUCCAUUGCCAAGUGGGCCAUGGAUGCGGGCAAAUGGGCAGGACUCGUGACCACCACACGUGUGACUCACGCUUCGCCAGCUGGCGUCUAUGCGCACAUUGCGGAACGUGACUGGGAGAACGAUGCAGAGGUGGCUGCGGAUUGUGGCACCGCAUCUGGCAUUCAGGAUAUUGCCUAUCAGCUGGCAAAUGGGCAAGUGGGCAGCAAACUCAAGUUGAUCAUGGGAGGCGGUCGCAAGCAUUGGGUUGACAGCAGUCUCGAGACGUGGGGCGAACGCACUGAUGGCCUCAAUCUGAUCGAUGAGUUCAAGGCAGCCGAUGCACAGAAUGUUUAUGUGAGCACCGAGGCGGAAUUGAACGCCUUGGAUUUGACGACACCAGCGCGUUUGCUGGGACUCUUCCAGAACGAUCAUUUGCUGUAUCACAUGCAGACGAAUGAGACAACCACGCAACCCACUUUGGAGCAGAUGACGCGCAAGGCCAUCGAAUACAUGAGCCAAAGCACCGAAGGAUAUUUUCUGUUCAUCGAAGGCGGUCGCAUCGAUCAGGCGCAUCACGACAACUUGGCACGCAUGGCACUCGACGAGACCAUCGAGUUCUCCAAGGCAAUUGCUGCUGCUCGCGAGCUAACGAGCGCUGAUGACACACUGCUGGUGGUCACUGCCGAUCACUCACAUGUCUUCAACUAUGCUGGUUACUCGUAUCGCGGUUCUGAUAUCUUUGGCCCGGCACCUGCCAUUGCUCAGGAUGGCAAGCGCCACAUGGUGCUCAGUUACUCGAAUGGACCCAGCUAUGACCGCUUCUAUGAUGCCGAGACCAAGGAGCGCAUCGAUCCCACGACACUGAUAAAUGGCGUCUAUAAUGAAGAGUUCCCAGCUGGCGUUCCCCUGGACAUGGACACCCAUGGUGGCGACGAUGUCCUUGUCUAUGCCGACGGACCUUGGUCGCAUUUGUUUACCGGCGUCUACGAGCAGAGCACCAUUCCCCACCUGAUGGCCUACAGCGCCUGCAUCGGCGAUGGCCUCACCAUGUGUAACUAAAGUUCCUCGCCAUGAGCAACAAUCAAUCAUCAAUUCUGCGUGCGUGCCUGCUGCUCAUGACAAUUAAGUUGCUGCCGCUCCCGUGCUGCUGAAGUGGCACUCUCUUUUUUUGUAAAUUGUAAUUUGUAAUGUGUAGAUUGUAAAUUAAAUUAAAGCGAAUUUCAACAGUUGCUUAACUGGGCCACUUGAUCCACCCUUUGCAUGUAGUA